Trichomycterus rosablanca is the source of this 375-nucleotide messenger RNA. RefSeq lists its product as uncharacterized. The record is from RefSeq and is a predicted model, not a curated record. The coding region runs from base 1 to 375 and encodes 124 amino acids. The transcript is spliced from 5 exons. Lineage: Eukaryota; Metazoa; Chordata; Actinopteri; Siluriformes; Trichomycteridae.
AUGUUUGUGACGGUGAUACUGGGAGAGGGACGAGCUGAGCUAUUCAACCUGAACUGCAGGAUUGUAAAUUUCAUCCACUGUCUGAGAGAAAAGUGUCACCUGGAUCCUCAAGAACACGUGGAGCUGAUGGAUCAGAACGGUGAACUGGUGAACUUGAUGAAGAGAGAGUGCAGUGUUGAUCCAGUCAGUACUUUACUGAAGGACAGGCACAGCUACAUUGUGGUCUGCGUAUCACGUGCUGAAGGCAGUGAGGAGCUCCAGUACUCUGCAGUGCAUGAUGGGAAUCUGGGCAAGACUCAUCCAGAGUUGGAAGCAAUCCUGAAACAGCUGUCAAACCCCAUUAAGAAGGGCAAACGAAGUAAACGAAAAGUUUGA